CCCCUCCUCGGACUGAGCUUAAUACCGGAGUCCCGCUCCCCAAAGCGCCUCCGCUCAGAGCGCGAAAACCUGCACCAUGGCCAUGACUCUGGGUUACUGGGAUGUCCGAGGGCUGGCUCACGCCAUCCGCCUGCUCCUGGAGUACACAGACUCCACCUACGAGGAGAAGAAGUACACGUUGUUGGGGGACGCUCCCGACUAUGACAGAAGCCAGUGGCUGAGUGAAAAAUUCAAGCUGGGCCUGGACUUCCCCAAUCUGCCCUACUUGAUUGACGGGGCUCACAGGGUCACCCAGAGCAACGCCAUCCUUCGCUACCUUGCGCGCAAGCACAACCUCUGUGGGGAGACGGAAGAGGAGAAGAUCCGCGUGGACAUGUUGGAGAACGAGGUGAUGGACCUCCGCAUGUACCACAUCAGGACCUGCUACAGCCCUGACUAUGAGAAACAGAAGCCCGAGUUCCUGAAGGUGCUCCCUGAAAAGCUGAAGCUCUUCUCACAGUUCCUGGGGAAGAAGUCUUGGUUUGCAGGGGACAAGCUCACCUACGUGGACUUCCUGGCCUACGACCUGCUGGGCGUGCUGCGCAUGUUUGAGCCCACGUGCCUGGAUGCGUUCCCGAACCUGAGAGACUUCCUGGGCCGCUUUGAGGGCCUGAAGAAGAUCGCUGCCUACAUGAAGACCAGCCGCUUCCUCCCCACACCCGUGUACUCCAAGGCUGCCCAGUGGGGUAACAAGUAGUGCCUGUAAGUGCAGGACGUGGGAGCGAGGGGCCCCGGGGCCCGGAGCGCAGCUGGGCGUCCUGCAUUCUUUCUGCUCUUCCCCCCCCCCCAGACUGUGCCCCCCCCCACACACACACAUGCUCAUUGACCCUUGUCUGCUCCCAACCGUGUGGUCCCACCCUGCCUGCCUGAGCCCCAGCAAAGCCUGGUCACACCUGCUUGUCUUGUCAUCCCCUCCUGGCCACUGGACUCAGGACUGACUGUGCCGAUGUCUGGGGGUGUCCACUUCCCCUCUGUUGUCCGCAGUGGCUGGGUUGUGGGGAUGGACGUGUGGGGUGAUGGCGGGUGGGGUUGUAAGGUGUCUGGCUCUUUUCUGUCUUCAUGGUCCAUGUGCCUGAGCCUGGGGUCGCUAAGAGGGGGGCCCUGGGCCCGGGGCCUCCUCCAUCUCUGCAUUUGUGGAAUGCCCCCUGUAGGCCCGCAGGUCUCUGUGUCACGGUUUGGGGCCCUUGGGUGAGGAAGGGGGUUGAGCCGUCCGCUGCUGGUUGGGGUCCGGGUGGCCUGCCUUCUGUCCCCCUUGCCCUGUACCCCUCCUCUGUGCUCCUGCAACACGUCUCAAUAAAACGCACCCGCUGCAUUGUA
This is a messenger RNA of Eptesicus fuscus (big brown bat), 1356 nucleotides long. Its product is annotated as glutathione S-transferase Mu 1-like. Gene Ontology annotation, molecular function: glutathione transferase activity. The record is from RefSeq and is a predicted model, not a curated record. Lineage: Eukaryota; Metazoa; Chordata; Mammalia; Chiroptera; Vespertilionidae. Gene Ontology annotation, biological process: glutathione metabolic process. The coding region runs from base 77 to 736 and encodes 219 amino acids. The transcript is spliced from 8 exons.